Messenger RNA from Melanotaenia boesemani (Boeseman's rainbowfish), 2359 nucleotides. It is a transcript of the gene fzd2, whose product is annotated as frizzled class receptor 2. Gene Ontology annotation, biological process: non-canonical Wnt signaling pathway; canonical Wnt signaling pathway. The record is from RefSeq and is a predicted model, not a curated record. Gene Ontology annotation, cellular component: plasma membrane. Gene Ontology annotation, molecular function: Wnt receptor activity; Wnt-protein binding. NCBI's taxonomy places the organism in Eukaryota, Metazoa, Chordata, Actinopteri, Atheriniformes, Melanotaeniidae. The coding region runs from base 169 to 1800 and encodes 543 amino acids. The transcript has a single exon.
AGUCUGGGAGGCAGCAGCUUGAAAGCAGACACCGAGUUAAAAGAGAGCAGCGUUCAGAUCUUUGCCGUCACAAUUUAUUUUGGCGAACGAGCUGAAGUUGUUGAGCUGUUGAUAAACGUCCAACUAGAUAAAUCCACAGCAAGCUGUGCGUUUCAUAAACUUUGCAAGAUGACUUUUUGGUUUUGGUGUUUUGCGGUUCUGCUGCCUCUGCAGAUAUCAGCACAGAAUUACGGAGACAACGGAAUAGUGAUCCCGGAGCAUGGAUUUUGUCAGCCGAUCUCGAUACCACUUUGUACUGACAUAGCCUACAACCAAACCAUCAUGCCUAAUUUAGUGGGCCAUUACAAUCAGGAGGACGCAGGGCUCGAGGUUCACCAGUUUUAUCCCCUUGUGAAGGUACAGUGCUCACCGGAGUUGAAAUUCUUCCUGUGCUCUAUGUAUGCGCCAGUUUGCACAGUUUUGGAGAAGGCCAUUCCUCCCUGCAGGUCAAUCUGCGAGAGGGCUAAGCAAGGCUGCGAGGCGCUUAUGAACAAGUUUGGCUUUCAGUGGCCGGACCGACUGCGCUGCGAGAACUUUCCUGUUCUGGGAGACGGACAAAUCUGCGUGGGCCAAAAUGACUCCUCUGCCGCUACUGUACCCCCUAUGCCUGUCCCAGGUACCCAGGACAUCUCCAUUGUCUCCCCUUUUGAAAGGCCAUUCAGCUGUCCAUCUGUCCUCAAGGUUCCUCCAUAUCUGAAUUAUAAUUUUUUAGAUGAGAAGGACUGUGCAGCGCCCUGUGAGUCAUCAAGGAGUGGUGGGAGCAUGUUUUUCAGUGAGAAAGAGAUUCGUUUCUCCCGCAUAUGGAUCCUGAUCUGGUCUGUGCUUUGCUGUGCAUCAACGUUAUUUACAGUAACCACUUAUUUGGUUGAUAUGCAGCGCUUCAGAUACCCCGAGAGACCUAUCAUCUUCUUGUCUGGCUGCUACACUAUGGUCUCCAUUGCAUACAUAGCUGGUUACUUCUUGGGGGACAAAGUAGUGUGCAAUGACAGCUUCAGCCCUGACAGCUAUAAAACCAUUGUCCAAGGCACCAAAAAGGAGGGUUGCACCAUCCUUUUCAUGAUGCUCUAUUUCUUCAGCAUGGCCAGCUCCAUUUGGUGGGUCAUCCUGUCUCUCACUUGGUUCCUGGCAGCAGGUAUGAAAUGGGGCCACGAGGCAAUUGAAGCUAAUUCUCAGUAUUUUCACCUGGCUGCCUGGGCAGUGCCGGCUGUGAAGACCAUCAGCAUCCUGGCUAUAGGGCAGAUUGAAGGUGAUGUGCUCAGUGGUGUCUGCUUUGUGAGCCUCAGCAACCUGGACCCUCUACGGGGCUUUGUGUUAGCCCCUCUCUUUAUUUAUCUUUUCAUCGGCACCUCUUUCUUAUUGGCUGGCUUUGUGUCCUUGUUCAGAAUACGCACCAUCAUGAAACAUGAUGGCACCAAGACUGAGAAGCUGGAGCGACUGAUGGUGCGGAUCGGGGUAUUCAGUGUACUGUACACUGUUCCUGCCACCAUUGUUAUUGCCUGCUUUUUCUAUGAACAGGCCUUCCGCCCCUACUGGGAGCGUAGCUGGGUCAGCCAUAACUGCAGAAGCCUGGCCAUUCCCUGCCCUUUACAUGCUGGACCCCACAUGACCCCAGACUUUACUGUCUACAUGAUCAAGUAUCUGAUGACGCUGAUAGUGGGCAUCACAUCUGGAUUCUGGAUCUGGUCUGGAAAGACUCUGCACUCUUGGCACAAGUUCUACACAAGGCUGACGAAUGGCAAACAUGGAGAGACUACUGUGUAGAAGAGAGUCACAUUCAAAAUGUUAUUAAUUUGUGUUUUUUCUGCCAGAACCUCAUGUGAAAUGUAAUUGCACAGUGAGUGGACAAUAUUUUUUUAAUAUCUUUUGUAUUUUUCUCAGCUUUGUAGACAGAUACACACCAAACUGAGAGUUAGGCUUUUACACUAAGACAAGUUGGAUAUAUCUUGACUAAACUUGACGAACCAACAAAUAAUAGUGCUGGAAUACUCUGUUCACCUCUUCUGGAUCUUUUCUCAAAUCCCCCUCAAAUUCCAGGGGAGUGAUGCUCCAGCAGUAAGGAACACAGAACAUUACAUGUACAUUUUUUAAGAAAUUGUAAAUAGUCUUUGUAAAAACACCAAAUUAUAUAUUUGUAUUUAAAAAGUAAAUUCUCUUUGUUAUCGGCCAUUGUACCGGCUUUACUUACAUAUGCACUGUAACGAUGUACGAGUCCAAUGCUUGUUUCUUGUUUAUUUUUAAUAAUUGUAUCAUGUAAUAAUAUAGCAAUAUAACUUUACAUCUCAUUCUGAUCAAUGACACUCAAGAAAGUUUUUUGAUUUUA